Messenger RNA from Spodoptera frugiperda (fall armyworm), 1689 nucleotides. RefSeq names its product ras-related protein Rab-28-like. The transcript is spliced from 4 exons. NCBI's taxonomy places the organism in Eukaryota, Metazoa, Arthropoda, Insecta, Lepidoptera, Noctuidae. The coding region runs from base 950 to 1669 and encodes 239 amino acids. Gene Ontology annotation, cellular component: endosome; Golgi apparatus. The record is from RefSeq and is a predicted model, not a curated record. Gene Ontology annotation, molecular function: GTPase activity; GTP binding.
CUUAAAAAUAAAGACGCUUAAACAAAUGAUCAACUGUAUGAUUUGCUCGACAAUAUAUCACAAAUGAGGUUUCUACAAGGUGGGUCGCCGAGUACUCUUCAGUAGUGUUAGAUAGUUACUAGACACUUAUUAUCCUAAUAAGUAGUUUGGAAGAGGUAGACCUGUACUGUGGCCAGCCAGGAAAGCAGGCUAUUCUUCAUGAAAACGAGGAGAAAAGUAUUUUGAAUCAUUAGUUACUGAGGGGCUCUAAUUAAAUUGCACAACUGGACCACUCCACGCCACUCUUUCGAUCAUUGAAUUUGAAUAGGUAGAAGCGAAUAUUUACUAUGAAUUGAGAGUAGUAUGAAAACAUCACAUUAUGUAACACCAGUAUACUAAGAUGAGCAUAUUAAGGAAUUUGUGAGAUACAUUGGCGUAUGUAGAGUGUCUGAUAGAUCCACCUCUUUUUUGGUUCAAUUUUGACGACAGUUUUUAAAUUGAUACAAAAUAAAGUUUAAUUUAGUACACUUUCAUAUCAUCUAAUGUGAUUACAGUGUAAAUUGAACCUUACAUGUAUAAUUGUCAUAAUAAUCCAUUUAAUUUACUACUUGUUGAUUUUAUACAUAACACCUAUGUAAUUAAAUUAAAAUAUAAAGCUAUACAAAAGUUGCUACCGUAAUCCAGCAAUCUUACGUCGUGCGUGAGAAACAUUCGUUUCAUUAGCACUCUUGCCUUAAUGUGAUUGCUUAUAAUGCGGUAAUACACUCUCCUAUAUCAAGCUACAAGUAAAAGGUUGCCAUGGUAAUUUUAAUGAAAACAAAGUAACUAAAGUGUGCCAUAGAUACCUACAUACCUACAUAUCUACACAACGUUGAACUUACUUUCGAAGAGUUUGUUGUAUUUUACGAUGUAAGAAUGUUUGUGAUGAGUUUUGAUUUAAAACAGUGUGUUGUCUAAUGAGUCGGUUACAAUGCAUUAUAAUGAAGAGGAUGUGGCUGACUCUAAAACAAUCCAGAUUGCUGUUCUCGGCGAACCUAAAACUGGAAAGAGUUGCCUGUGCCAUCGUUACUUGGGCGGCAAUAGCAUCGCUCCAGUGGGAGGCACGCAGGGUGCUGAGGUGAUGGCAGGCCAGUGCAUAGGACUGCGCCCCCCGGUGCCCCUACAACUGUGUGACGUCGCUGGCAACGCACUCCAGACGAACAUGCUGGCCAACUACCUGUACGAUUCUGAUAUUAUUUUAUUUGUUUACGAUCUUACAAACCUUGAAAGUUUCGAUAAGUUAGCCAUAUGGAUUCAGAGAGUGAAGGAGAUAUUUGAAAUUGAAACGACUAAGCCACUGAUGGCUCUGUUUGGCAAUAAGUCUGAUUUAGAACACCAGAGGGCUGUGAGACUAUCUUGUGUACAAAAAUUUGCAUCCGAACAUUUGUUGGAGACAUUCAAAGGAUCUGCAAGAACUGGGGAGAUGGUUAAUAACACGUUCACUACGCUCGUUGCUCGCGUAAUGGGUGUGAAGGUACAUCGUUUACCGCCAGUCAUUGUUGAGGGCAGGUCAGCACUACCGAAGGAACCUAUUGCAAAUGGACCCGCGUCCUCAGCUUACUCAGACCCCAUGCAACCACUUAUAAUGAACAGGAAAGCUUUGAGAAGAAUGCAACGGAAAGCAUCGUCGACAAUAUGCAGCAUACAAUAAAACUAUUUAUUUAAUACUUA